Messenger RNA from Racocetra persica, 164 nucleotides. The record is from the annotation of a GenBank genome assembly. Lineage: Eukaryota; Fungi; Glomeromycota; Glomeromycetes; Diversisporales; Gigasporaceae.
AAGAAAAUAAAAAAAUUAAAGCUGAAAAUGAUGAAAAUACCAAAGAAAAUUUGCAAUAUGAAGAAACUUUAAAAACCCUUGAUUCGAAUAUUAAUACUGCUAUAAGUUUGUUUAACGUAAAAUAUAAUAUUAAUGAUCCAAUUGAAAAAAGAAUGAAACAACUU